Lachancea meyersii CBS 8951 is the source of this 2421-nucleotide messenger RNA. The record is from the annotation of a GenBank genome assembly. Lineage: Eukaryota; Fungi; Ascomycota; Saccharomycetes; Saccharomycetales; Saccharomycetaceae.
AUGUUUGUUCAUGGUAGUAUUUUGCGAUAUGCGUGUCUUUUCCUGUUUUUUCAUUUUAUUAGUGAACAGCUUACUAGCUGGCGCCAGCGAAUCGUUGGAGGCACAGUGGGCUCAAAAAUUACAGGAGGCUGCUCAGAGCCUUUAAAAACCCGAUUUUCAUGGCCCACAAUUGCCAGCUUCGUUUUCAGGCAACUCUGCGCGGCUGUCCAGCUAUUUCCCGUUUUUGGACCACGUUGACGUCUUUCAUGGUACCAGGCGGCAGGAGAAGUUGCUGGAGUGUCAAUGCUCCACGAAUCAGGCACUGACACCACACCGACGUACGGCUCGUAGCUCAGCUUCCAAUGCUGGCCAAAUCUCUCUGAUCCAUCGACACGUCGCGUCGAAUUUCGAUCCCCAGAUCGCGGCCAGACUCCGCACAUAUAGGCUACUACAAGGUGUGUUUGGAUAAUCGCAUCGACAUCGAGUAAUCUGCGGGCAAUCGUUCCGGCAUCUACAGGUACACCUUUCCUGUGAGCCGUUCGCUGCAUUAGAAAGGCAGAGGAAAGCUGGUCUUUCCUAUUAUAAUGGUCAACGUAAGUCACCACCUCCAGUCAUUCCAGAAGCCGUGGCUGUCUCAAAAGUUCCAAGGCGGCUUUAUCCAGGUGUCAAAAGACUUGAAAGCUCACCACGGCCAGGCCCACUUCACACAUGGAACCAGUAAGACCAAGACUUGGAAAAUCAACUUCUAUGGUAUGUUCGACAAGCCGGCGAGAAAGGUGCGUGCGUUCAAAGACGCAAAAUCUCAUAACAUGUUCAGGUAUAACAUGGCUGAUGACUCAAGUCGCAAUAUGGGUAUUCUUUUUGAAUUUGAGGCUGGAACUAGGACUCUGCAUUCGCACGUUGGCGUCAGUUUCAAUGACGUAUCGACUGCCUUGGACAACAUCCGAGGCAACGUCCCGAAAGAACAUCUUUUUGACUUGGAUUGGAGUAUCGAAAACACAGUAAGUGCUUGGAACGACGAAGUGUUCUCCAAGAUAUCGCUGGACGUGUCAGAGGAGGAUCCCGUCGUCGUUCAGAAGUUUUACAAUUCUCUGUAUGGCGCACAUUUGAUGCCUGUAGAUAAAUCUGGCUCAGAGGCACCAUGGUAGCCAAGAAUCAUACUAUAACGAUUGGCCGUUGUUGUGGAAAGCAUUUCGUUGUUUGAUGCCCAUGUUUACCAUUUCGAACCGUCCUAGAUCCGCUGAAAUGGUCAGAAGCUUGAUUGACACUUGGAGACAUGAAGGAUACUUGUCAGAAGGACGGACGGCUGGACUGAAUGCCAAAAUAAUUGGUGGCAGCAGCAGUGACAUUGUGCUUGCCGAUGCAUUUGCCAAGGGCAUUACAGAUCUUAUCAAUUGGAAAGAUGGGCUGAGGGCCAUGCAAUCGAAUGCGGAACUGUCAUCGAGCGAUAAAUCGGGAGCGACGGAAAGAAGAGGUCGUCUUGCACUUUCUGAAUGGUUGGAGUUAGGAUAUGUCACACGGAAAUUUUCUCGGUCCUUGACAAGAACCAUGGACUACGCAUACAACGACUUUGCACUUUCAGUAGUAGCCAAGGGCCUAGGUUUAGUCAAAUCAAGUAGAAAAUACUAAAGACGGUCCUCGGGCUGGCAGAAGAUCUGGAACACAAACGCAGGUACUCCGGAACUAAGCUACCACGGCUUCAUCCAGCUUAAAAAUCACGACGGUGAUUUCUGUACCAAACGGUACGACCCACUUUCUUGUUUUUGAUGCUAUUGGCGAGACGACGCAUAUAUGGGGAAGCCAAUAGAGUAUGGAUUGAUGGUUCCUUACGACAUGAAAACGCUGCGAGCAUCAAUCGGAUUUGAGGAUCAUUUUUCAAAGAGACUGGACGACAUGUUUGGUCUCUAUGGAAGUAAAAUCGCGGACGGCCUAAGUGAACCCAGUUUCAUGACGCCGCACCUGUACAACUUAGUUAAUAAACAAUUCAGGACCUCCGAGACCGUGGACUACCUCGUUGAGCAGAGGUUCGAGCUUGGCCCCAAGGGUUUGCCGCGGAGCUCAGGAUCAGGCUCGAUCCAGGCGUGGUUGUGGUUUGCAAUUUCGGGCCUUUAUCCAAUCGCUGGGACAGACAUAUACCUGACAACCAGUCCCAAGCUGUUCAAUCUCGAGAUUGCACUUGAGGAUUCUGCCAAAGCCGUGAUUUUAGCUCAUGGUCUAUAUUGUGAAGUUACUGGUUUCAAACGCUCCGCAUCCACCAGAAACAAAUACAUCAAAUGCGUGAAGCUCAAUGGCAAGCCCAUUGAACGCAAUUGGUUCACCCACGAAGAGUUAUUCGGAUACCAGGGUGGCUUACUCGAGUUUAAAAUGACAGACGCUCCGGUGCACUGGGAUGAAAAGGGCAAAUUACCACCUAGUCCGGGGCAUUUUGAUCGUAAAGACGUC